This is a messenger RNA of Micropterus salmoides (largemouth bass), 3209 nucleotides long. It is a transcript of the gene susd1, whose product is annotated as sushi domain containing 1. NCBI's taxonomy places the organism in Eukaryota, Metazoa, Chordata, Actinopteri, Centrarchiformes, Centrarchidae. Bases 237 to 3107 code for a protein of 956 amino acids. The transcript is spliced from 18 exons. Gene Ontology annotation, molecular function: calcium ion binding. The record is from RefSeq and is a predicted model, not a curated record.
GUUCACCAGAGUGAGCACUGAGCGUAACUGAAUGUGUCAGAGAAUGACAGAUGAAGCCACAAAACCACCAGCUCCAAGAAGACCAUUGAGAAAAGGAGCUAUUUCUCAGUGACCUCAGCUCACCCACUUGCAGCAUCCUCUUAAUGCUGGUUAUCAAACCUGCUCAAUGUCUUCAUGGGCCAUAAGACGGAAGUGAAAAACGGGGGGGGAGAUGAGGGGGUUGAGUGUCUGGUGAAAUGAAGAGAACUACCAGGAGACUUGGCAGGGAUAGUGUGAUCGAGAGAAACCCAAAAAUGAUGGUGAUUUUUCUGCUCUGUGUCAUUGCAGAUAUGCUAGCAGAAGGUCACGCUCUGGAUGUGUGUGCAACUUGCCACGCUAACGCCACAUGUGACGACAAGUCAGAUGGCUCUGGCAAAGUUUGUAACUGCAAGUAUGGGUUUGUUGGAAAUGGCAGAACCUUCUGUCAAGAUAAAGAUGAGUGUCAGAUAGGAGCCAGUAAGAUUUGUGGGCAGCACACCACCUGCCACAACACGUAUGGCAGCUACUACUGUACCUGCCUGUUUGGCUACAGCCCUUCUAACAACAUGGCCGUCUUCAUCCCAAAUGAUGGAACCCACUGCCAGGACAUUGACGAGUGCAGGAUCGCAGGCCCGUGUGGAGAAGGGGGUCAAUGCAGGAAUCUUGACGGCAGUUUUGAUUGCAGUUGCCAGCUGGGAUACAAAGUCCACAAUGGAGUGGAGCCCUUCCAUCCUCACAGAGACAACGCUUCCUGCAAAGUUGUUGACUGUGGCCAGCCUGCCUCAGUGGAGGACACGGUGCUGCUCUCAGUCACAGGGACCACAUACGGCAGUGUGGCCAUGUUUGUCUGUGAUGACGGCUUUGUGUGGAGGAGUGGAGACAACAACUCCGUGUGUGGAGCUGAUGGACUGUGGAAAGGACCCAACAUGGUCUGUGAAGAUGUUGACUGUGGCUCUCCCCCUGCCCUCCCUCAAUCUCAAAUGCUGUGGAAUAAGAGGUCAAGGAUAGGCACUGAGGUGUUUUAUCAGUGUAACCCUGGAUAUCAUAAUGCUGGAAAGGGCAAUGUGUCCAUUUGUACUGCGUCUGGACAGUGGGAGAGACCGUCAGUGCUCUGUGAAGUGACCUUGUGUGGAAGUCCUCCUAUAAUUGAAUCCACUGAGCAGGUGUGGGACAAUAAUUCAACCUCUGGCAGCACUGUGCUCUAUUUUUGCAAAGAGGGCUUUUAUAACAAAGGAGGACAUAAUAUAUCAAUCUGUAAUGAAAACGGUCAGUGGACCCAACCAACUUUGUUGUGCCAAGAGAUAUUAUGUGGGGAUCCUCCUAUACUGCCACACACUGGGCAUGUGUGGAAUGGCAGCUCCACCCCUGGAAGCACAGUGACUUACUACUGUAAAAUAGGAUUUUAUCACAAUGGAGGAAAUAACAUAUCAUUGUGCACAAUUAAUGGUUACUGGACAAAACCAAACAUCUCAUGCAAAGGUAACAACUUUCUCCAAAAUCUUAUUAGUACUCUGACUGGUUUUGUUUCCACUUCCGUUGUCCAGAGUCAAAUAAUAACUGUUUCCCCUCAAUUAAAUAAUGCAAUUUCCAUCCUUGUAGAAGUUGACUGUGGGGUGCCCCCACCCAUCCCUCAUUCAGUCAUACUGUGGGAUAAUAUCUCCACUGUGGGCUCUCAGGUUGUUUAUCAGUGUAACUCCGGAUAUCACAAUGUUGGAGAGGGAAAUGUAUCAGUUUGUACGGCCAGUGGAGAGUGGGAUGGAGCCUCUACGCUAUGUCAAGAAAUCAAAUGUCAAGAGCCUGUUUUCAAACCUAAUGCUAAACUGCAGUGGGACGGCACAUCACACAUUGGCAGUGUUGUGUAUUUCCAAUGUGAGGAAGGAUUUUACAUCAGGAGCCAGAGAAACUACUCAAUAUGUGGAGAGAAUGGACUUUGGGAGGAUAUUGAUCUAUGGUGUGAAGAAAUAAGCUGUGGUCACCCACUAAACCUCCCCCAUACUAACCUCCUGUGGGAUCGCACCAGUAGACCGGGCAGUGUGGCUCUGUAUGAGUGCAUGGAUGGAUUUUACCAGGAGAGUGGAAAUAAUAUUUCAACAUGUUUACUAUCAGGAAAGUGGGGGGAAGUAUCUGUACAGUGCAAAGCUAAAUGUGGCCCGGUCCCCUUCCUUGCCAACUCAGAGGUGGUGUGGCAUAACAGAAGUGUUGUGAUCCACCGCUGUGUGGAUGGAUAUCACAGCUGGAGGGGCAGCAACGUCUCUGUGUGUGGCAGCUCUGGGGUGUGGCAGAAAGCUACACUGAGAUGUAUAGAAAUAAAACCACCUAUAAAUCAUUUAUUUGUCCUUAAUGAAAGAUGUCUGCAUUGGAAAGCAGAGAAGUAUGAGGAGGAUACAGAAGUUUACAAGAUAAUAUAUAAAGGAUCCAGAGACUACCAAAGGUCCUUUCAUGAUAAAAGAAAGCUGCUUCUGAGCUCCAAGGCUGACCAGCUGGAACUCUGUCUGAUCCUGCUUCCAGUUACAAACUACAGCAUCUCAAUCACUGCAGUGUCUUCAAGAUUCACGGCCACUAUCACUACUAAGACAAGUUUACCAGUGCCUCCAGCACCGGUUGUGUACUACAGAGAAUUUGAGACGCGUGUACCAACUUUGAGGCUACGCAGAUCACCCAACACGCUUGACCCUAUAAGUUUGUACCAAGUGUUUGUGCUUCCUGCAGAGGGGAUUAUGAUGUUUGACUGUGCCUCUCCUGCGAGCUCUGACCCCUCGAGCAAAAUAAAGUCCUCAACAGAGUACAUCACUGCUCAGAUUGAUGUCAGACAUGUCAGCACAGAGAUGAACUUUACUGUAGGGGAUGAACUCUAUUAUGGAGGCUUCUUUAAUGCCCCACUGGAGAACGGCAGGAACUAUUAUAUUAUCUUACGGGCUGUCAGUCAGUGGAAAACGGCUUUAAAAAGUUCCUGUGUCCUAUGGGCUAAAGUAAGAGGUACAUCCUAUGUUCUGAGGGUAUCAUCACUGUCUGCUGCAGCAUCAAUAGGACUGGUUGCCUUGGUCAUUUUGGGUGGAUAUAGUUUCACCUGGUUUUUCAAGAAGACAUGACACCCCUGCAUGUGCUGGUGCUGAUGUGUCUUGACUCCUUACCUGUACAUUUUGUUUUGUUCUUUUUGUAAAUAAUUAUAAUAAAUGUUAUUUCACUAACUA